This is a messenger RNA of Dichotomopilus funicola, 1905 nucleotides long. RefSeq names its product putative chaperone binding protein. Gene Ontology annotation, molecular function: ATPase activator activity; protein-folding chaperone binding; beta-ureidopropionase activity. The record is from RefSeq and is a predicted model, not a curated record. NCBI's taxonomy places the organism in Eukaryota, Fungi, Ascomycota, Sordariomycetes, Sordariales, Chaetomiaceae. Bases 1 to 1905 code for a protein of 634 amino acids. The transcript has 5 exons.
AUGGUUCUGCACAACCCCAACAACUGGCACUGGGUGAACAAGGAUGCCUCGGCGUGGGCGCGUCAGUGGUUCGACGAUAACCUCACCAAGCUGGAGGCGAAGGAGGGGGAUGUGACGGCCAAAAUCAGCAAGGUCGUCAGCAUGGAUGGAGAUGUCGACGUAGCGCAGCGCAAGGGCAAGGUCAUUACGAUUUUUGAUGUCAAGUUAACCCUGGAGUACACAGGCUCCACCGCCGAGGAUGACGACGUUUCGGGCACCAUCACCGUCCCCGAGGUCUCGCACGAGCUCGAAGAGGACGAAUUCGUGUUCGACAUUGAUGUCUACUCCGAGUCCAAGGAGAAGCAACCCGUCAAGGACCUCGUUCGCGCCAAGCUCGUCCCCCAGCUCCGCAGCGAGUUCCUCAAGCUCUCACCCGCUCUCAUCAACGAGCACGGCAAAGACAUCCAGCACGCCCCCGGCUCGAACCCGUCCAGCGGAUUUUCCACCCCGAAGCUGCACCCCCAGGGCGCGGCCGCGGCCAAGCCCGCCGCAACGACCAGCACACAGACCGGCACCGGCGGUGUGGUGAACACGGUCACCGUGACAGACAGCGAGGAGUUUCGCACCACGGCCGAGGAGUUGUACCAGACCUUCACGGACCCGCAGCGGAUAGCCGCGUUCACGCGGGCCCCGCCCAAGGUGUUCGAGGGUGCCAAGGAGGGCGGCAAGUUCGAGCUGUUUGGCGGGAACGUGUCGGGCGAGUACCAGACGCUGGAGGCGCCGACCAAGAUUGUGCAGCGCUGGCGGCUGGACCAAUGGCCGGCGGGCCACUACUCGACGCUGCAGAUCGAGUUUGACCAGAACGAUGUCGACAAGGUCACUGUCAUGCGCGUCGAGUGGAAGGGCGUGCCUGUUGGACAGGAAGAGGUCACCAAGCGGAACUGGCUCGAGUACUAUGUCCGCAGCAUCAAGCGUACUUUUGGCAUAAAACUCAAUGUGAAAGACAACUUCGCCCGCGCCGAGAGCUUCCUCCGCGGUGCCGCCUCCCUCGGCGCCCACCUCGCCGUCCUCCCCGAAUACCACCUAACCUCGUGGUGCCCCGGCCACCCCUGCUUCAUCAAUGCCUGCGCCGAAUCAGCCACCUACCUCCCGCGCUACCAGGCUCUGGCCCGCGAGCUCAACAUGAACAUCGUCCCGGGGACCAUCUGCGAGGUGCAUCCCGCUAGUACUACUACUGGGUCAGAGCAAGGGCAGGAGGAGGGUAAGGAGAAUAAGGAGGAACAAAAAGAAAUCCGCAACAUGGCGUACUGGAUCGCAGCCGGCACCGGCGCCCUCAUCGGCACCUACCAAAAGGUCAACCUCUGGCACUCGGAGCGUCCACACCUCACCCCGCCACCAACAGACGCCUCUGCGCCGUCCCCACACAUCGCCUUCGACACCCCUCUCAUCUGGACCGAUCCAAACGGCCCCAACCCAGAAACGGAUGGUGCCCCCAUCCGCGCCGGCAUGCUCAUCUGCUGGGACGCCGUCUUCCCCGAAGCCUUCCGGUCCCUCCUCCGCCAGGGCGCCUCGCUCAUCAUCAUCCCCUCGUUCUGGGUCUGCGACGGCAGCGACCUCGACCCCGUCCGCACGCGUCUCAACUCCGAUUGCGAGGGUUUAUUCCUCAACUCGUUGAUGAUCACGCGGUCGUUUGAGAAUGAGGCGGUGAUUGUGUUUUGUAAUGCGCCUGGGUUGAGUCAGGUUGUGGCGCCUGUUGUGGGAAGGUUGCCUCUAGGGGUGCAGGCGGAGGCGAUGGGGAGGAAUGAGGAGGUGAUGAACGUGGUGGAGGUGGAUUUUGAGACGGUGAGGGUUUUGGAGGGGGAGUAUAAGGUGAAGCGGGAUGUGUUUAGGGAGGGGUGGCAUUAUGGGUAUGAGAGGGGGUGUUGA